This is a messenger RNA of Anarrhichthys ocellatus (wolf-eel), 1771 nucleotides long. It is a transcript of the gene rpp38, whose product is annotated as ribonuclease P/MRP 38 subunit. The transcript is spliced from 2 exons. Lineage: Eukaryota; Metazoa; Chordata; Actinopteri; Perciformes; Anarhichadidae. The record is from RefSeq and is a predicted model, not a curated record. Gene Ontology annotation, cellular component: fibrillar center; nucleolar ribonuclease P complex; ribonuclease MRP complex. Gene Ontology annotation, biological process: tRNA 5'-leader removal. The coding region runs from base 145 to 978 and encodes 277 amino acids. Gene Ontology annotation, molecular function: ribonuclease P activity; ribonuclease P RNA binding.
GGCAGCGCCCUGUGAUCCACCCGUGUUGUUGGACCGAUAAUGUGAACGGAGCAGUUUAAUACAUUUUCACCGCAUUAAAAAUCAGGUAAAGGCACUAAAUGCCACUUCUUUGUCAGGCUUUCUUGUCUUCAUUUCAGAGGAGGUAUGGCCGCUGCAGGAAAGCCAGUUAAAAAAGAAAUCAAAAAGUAUAUUCCAGUCAAGACCUCCUUCACUUCACCAUUCACUCCAAAAUGGAGCCCACUUCCACAAGAAGACAUGCAUUUCAUCCUGAAAACCCUAAAGGACAAGCUGGUUUCCACUGGUCUUGAGAAGAAAGAGGUGAAAGUGUUUCGCCCGUGGAGGAAAAAGAAAGACCAGAAACCUGCUGCCACAUCAGAACUUGUUCCCCAGGUGAGCCAGGAUGGACAGGUACAGGAUUCUCCCAAAAACGGCUGGACAGACGUGGCAGCUCGGAGGCAACUGGCCAUUGGCGUCAACGAGGUCACUAAAGCUCUGGAGAGGAACGAGCUCAAACUGUUGCUUGUGUGCAAGUCUGUGAAGCCGCCUCACAUGACGGAUCAUCUGAUAGCGCUGAGCGCAACGAGAGGUGUGCCGGCCUGCCAGGUGCCUCGUCUGAGCCAGAGCUUGUCGGAGCCGCUGGGCCUGAAAAGUGUCCUCGCUCUGGGAUUCAGACAGUGUGCCUCCAAAGAAGACGAGGUGUUCACUGACGCCGUUGAGGCCAUUGCACUCAGAGUGCCUUCAGUAGAUGUUGCAUGGCUACAAGGUGCAGCACCCAGAGUAACGCCUGAGGACCACGUUGACAUGGAAGAGGAGGAGGAAGUCGAGGAGAAGAAGGGCCAGAAAAGGAAACUUGAGAGUGAAUCUGAGGAAGUCACAGAGUCUGCUUCCUCCUGCACUCUGCAACCUCUCAAAGUGAAAAAAAUAGUUGCUAACCCUGCAAAGAAGAGUAAAAAGUCGAAGUCACAGCCAGUCAAAUAAAACAGAGACUCUGCCUGGAUAGUGAAAGGACCAAUCUUAUGUUUUUAAUAUCUAGCAUUUCACCUCCAGACUCUAAAGUUGGGAUCCACUGCUUUAGCUCAUUCACAUAAAACUACCUUAUCAGUUUUUAGUUUUGUGAAAGCAUUUUUUAAACAUGUUGGGCAGCCAUUUGUUUAUAAUUAUAUUUGCGAGGACUUGAAACUUGCUUGAGAUAGGUCCCUAAUUCAUUACAGUGAACUAGAGCUGAAACAUUAAAUUCUCUGGUUUCAGCUUCUCCAACAUGAUGAUUUUGAACGUUUAUUAAAUAUCUUUGAGGUUUUGGACUGUUGUACAUCAGACGUCCAUGGUUUAAUUUUCGUAAGGACUCUGGUAUGAUCCUUUAAAUUGACUGUUUUCUAGGUAACAUUUCUUUGGCCAGAAACUGAAAUCAAUCAAUUAAAUUGAUGUUUUUCUGAAUGAAACUAAACUGUGACAUUAUGUAUUUUUCCUGUUCUUUGGUAAUAUAACAAACAUUUCAGACCCCAGAGUUUAACAGUUCUCAUAGUUAAAAGUAAUCAACAUAAGGGAAAGUACUAACUUUGUAUUUCCACUGCCCCCGUCAUAAGAAGUGCAUUACUCAUGGACCUUUUUUAAAGUGAGUUUAUUCAAACAAAUAUCCAUGCUGGUAUAGCCGACGUGUGUGUUGAAACAGAUUGUUACUUGCAUGGGGGUCAUGUCUAAAUGAUGCUGGUACGAGUUCUUCAGCUUUUUCACAGCUUGCAAUGGAUUUGAAUAAAAAUAUUGUUCAGUUAGA